Rhincodon typus (whale shark) is the source of this 2001-nucleotide messenger RNA. RefSeq names its product ST8 alpha-N-acetyl-neuraminide alpha-2,8-sialyltransferase 1 (gene st8sia1). The transcript has 6 exons. Gene Ontology annotation, molecular function: alpha-N-acetylneuraminate alpha-2,8-sialyltransferase activity. Lineage: Eukaryota; Metazoa; Chordata; Chondrichthyes; Orectolobiformes; Rhincodontidae. The record is from RefSeq and is a predicted model, not a curated record. Bases 1 to 843 code for a protein of 280 amino acids. Gene Ontology annotation, biological process: oligosaccharide metabolic process; N-glycan processing.
AUGGCCAUGAGACUACUUGAGCAAUGUUGUGAUGCACAACGACUGUUUGCUGUGACAAAAGUGAACUCACCCUUGGGAAAGAACCUCAAGUUUGAUGGAGAGUUCCUCUACUCACUUGCUGUCAACAAUGAAAUCUUCUCCAUGUUUCCACAGGAUACACCGUUCCAGUUGCCACUGAAAAAGUGCUCAGUUGUGGGAAAUGGCGGAAUAUUGAAGGAGAGCAAUUGUGGCAGUCAGAUCGACAAGGCAGAUUUUGUCAUGCGGUGUAACCUCCCUCCUCUAUCUAAUGAAUAUACCAAGGACGCAGGGUAUAGGACGCACUUAGUGACUGCAAACCCAAGCAUCAUUGAGAAAAGAUUUCAGAACCUUCUGUGGUCCAGGAAAUCCUUUGUGGAAAGUAUGAAAGUGUAUGGCCAUAGCUACAUUUACAUGCCUGCCUUUUCCAUGAAGACAGGGACAGAUCCUUCCUUCCGCACCUACUACACAUUGUCUGAUUUCAGUGCCAACCAAACCAUACUCUUUGCCAAUCCGGAUUUUUUGCGCAAUGUCGAGAAGUUCUGGAAGGGCAAGGGAAUCCAUGCCAAACGCUUGUCCACGGGCCUAUUCCUUGUCAGCGUUGCCUUGGGCCUCUGUGAAGAUGUGACCCUUUAUGGUUUUUGGCCCUUUUCAAUGGACCUGCACGGGAGGAUAAUUAGCCACCACUACUAUGACAACGUGAUGCCUUUUUCGGGCUACCAUGCCAUGCCAGAGGAGUUCCUGCAACUCUGGCUCUUGCAUAAAAGUGGCAUAUUAAAGAUGCAGAUUGGCAAAUACAAGGAGAAGCCAUUCCACUCACUUCGUUGAUCCAGAAGAUCCUACAUUCCCUCAUUGUGGCAUCUAACUGGCUGACCACUGAGCCCAGGAGUUUUCCUUCCAGUUUUUGUUCUGGAGAGAGUUUCCUGAUGUAAUAUCUAAAUCUGCCUCUCACCAGUUUGGACUGUGUCAGUUUGUCUAACCCUCUCAAUUUAAUGUAAUAUUAUAAAUUUCCUUUAUCCGUGGAUGGGAAACAUUGAAAUAGGAGUGGGCUAUUCAACUCUUUGAGCCUGUUCUGCCACUAAUUUACAUCAUGGCUCAUCUAAAUCUAAACUCCAUUUAUCCAUCUUGAUCCCAUAAUGUUUAAUGCCGUUCCCUAAUGAAAAUGUAUUGAGCUUAGCUUGAAGACUUUCAGUUCCUUUGGGAAAAGAGUUCCAGGUUUUUACAUCUCUCUCCCCCAGGUUUUUAAUGACUCUUUGUGCGAUGGAGCACUUCUUGACAUCACCUCUGAAUGGCCAAACUCAAAUGUUAACACUGUGACCCCUAAUUCUGGACAUGCCUUUAACUAUGAAACAUUUAGGAUCAAUUUCUACUCCUUGCUCUGUUCCUGGAGGAGCUAACUCAUUUAUUUCAAAGGGUUUAGAUAGUCCAUGAUAAAAUAGGGGAAUUUGACUCUGAAUGAGCCAAGCUUGUUAUUUUACUGAAAAGAGGAAUGUGUUACAAAAUUGUUUCUCUUGCACUCAUCAGGACAAAUGCAAGAGUACCAGGUUUCAAUUUCUCAUGAUAAUUUAUACAACAGAUUUAAAAUUUGGCAUUCAGGGUAAACACAAGAAUGCCAAAUUUAAAAUAUGUUGUAUGAAUGGUUGUGAUUAAUUGAAAUUUGGCACUCAAACGUUUGCCGUGCAAGAAGAAAAGCUUCAGCAACAUGUCUCUCAGUAAGUUUUGAAUUCUGACCUACCAAGUAACUGUACAUUAAUGUUGCUCUGUUACUUCCAGGCUCACUUCUGACGGUGCAUGAGACAAUGUACCCCAUGUACCUGUGUGAAAAGGUGACUUACAGUCAACUUCAACAGAUCUCAGCUCAACACAGUGGCUAACAAUGUUUAUUGACUAACUUUGUAAUGAGAGUUUAUAAAAGAUUUAGAAUUCUUACUGGUUUAGGCCUUGUAGCUGUCAGUAGGCCCCAUGUUGUGUCAACAUGCAAUAAAU